Habropoda laboriosa is the source of this 1478-nucleotide messenger RNA. Its product is annotated as putative ATPase N2B. Gene Ontology annotation, cellular component: mitochondrion; cytoplasm. Gene Ontology annotation, molecular function: ATP hydrolysis activity; ATP binding. The record is from RefSeq and is a predicted model, not a curated record. The transcript has 8 exons. NCBI's taxonomy places the organism in Eukaryota, Metazoa, Arthropoda, Insecta, Hymenoptera, Apidae. The coding region runs from base 117 to 1478 and encodes 453 amino acids.
ACGUGAAUAACGUUAAUUGUGUCUACUUCAAAUUUCUAUUGCAUGUGGUCAAUUUAAUUUGAUUUUUUAAAUUAAAUGCAUAUUUGCCAAACAUUUGUCUCAUAUAUUCAUCUAUAAUGAUUUCUUUGCUACCAAGAAAAUUUCAUAGUCAAAACCAUUUUACAAAUUUGCUGCUAAGAUUUCAACCAAAUUAUGAUUUUAUACCAAAUCAUGUAUAUGUUCAUGAUAUUGCUGAAACCAAAGAAGGACCAAUUAGUGUCCUGCAGGAUAAAUUAGUAAAAGGAGAGCUAAUGAAAGAUCAACAUCAAAUGAAAGUUGCUGAAACAUUGCAAGGCAUCUAUGAAGAAAUAAAGGGAUAUAAACCAGAAGAAUUUAACAUAUUAGACAAAUGGCUUGGUAGAAAAAGGAAACAACCACCAAAAGGAUUAUAUCUUUAUGGAGCAGUUGGUGGAGGUAAAACAAUGUUGAUGGAUCUUUUCUACCAAUGCUGCCAGAUUGAAAAUAAAAAGAGAGUUCAUUUUCAUUCUUUUAUGGCGGAUGUACACAAUAAAGUGCAUGAAGUAAAGAAAAAUAUUGUAAGAGAUGUUAGUAGUACAAAACUUCAACCAUUUGAUCCAAUACCACCAGUUGCCAAAAGUAUUACCGAAGAAGCUUGGUUACUUUGUUUCGAUGAAUUUCAGGUAACUGAUAUUGCAGAUGCUAUGAUAUUGAAACGAUUAUUUACUGAACUUUUUAAUAAUGGUGUAAUAGUCAUUGCAACUAGUAAUAGAGCACCUGAUGAUUUAUACAAAAAUGGUUUACAACGAGGAAAUUUUAUUCCAUUUAUACAAAUCUUAAAAAAUUAUUGUAUUAUAAAUUCUUUAGAUUCAGGUAUAGAUUAUAGAUUAAAAACAGGACUUAGAGAUGAAAAGAUUUAUUUCAUAAAAGGAAAGGAGGCAACAAGUGAUAAGAUAGAUAAGGUGUUUAAAUUUUUAUGCUCAAAGGAAAAUGACGUUGUGAGGUCAAGAAUUCUUAACAUAAGAGGUCGUAAUGUAACUUUUGAAAGAACAUGUGGUCAAGUGUUGGAUUCAACCUUUGAAGAGUUAUGUGAUAGACCACUUGGUGCUAGUGACUAUUUGGAAAUAAGUCAAGCAUUUCAUACUGUUAUUAUAAGAGAUGUGCCACAAUUAGGUAUUCAAUGUAAAUCGCAAACUAGAAGAUUUAUUACAUUAAUCGACACGUUAUAUGAUAACAAGGUGAGAGUUGUUAUUUCUGCAGUUGUACCACAUACAGAUCUUUUUGUACCAGACACAGAGAAUGAAUAUACAGACGAAAAACGAAUGUUAAUGGAUGAUUUAAAAAUAUCACAUGGCUCAGACGAUCACAAAUCUAAUCUUUUUACUGGAGAAGAAGAACUUUUUGCUUUUGAUCGCACUAUAUCACGACUUUCUGAAAUGCAAACUACACAAUAUUGGGAACAGUGGCAACAUUAUAGAUGA